AAGGCUCAGGGGCCGCCCGUUCGGCCCCAGACCGGCCAGGCCACCACGCACUUGGCCCCGGACGAGGGUACUCUCAGGACUGCGGGGACCUAGGACUAGCCACGCCCGAUCCUCCAAGCGGCGGCGGCGGCUGUUGUCAAGGGAGGGGACGCGCUGGGAAGCGCGACCCGAGCGGCGGACAGCACCGAGCGCGACCGGCCAGGGGCGCCCCCUCCCCGAGAUCCUCCCCCGCGCCGCGUCUCGGUCGCGCCCGCCGCCCUUUAAAGGAGCCGCGAGUGCAGUCCCCACCCCCGGAAGGUGUCCCGAGGAGCCGACGCGACCCCGUAGCGCCGUUCGGAUUUGGAUUCUAAAUUCGUCCCCCACCGCCGGGACGGUCUCGAAGCGGACGCGCGCUGCCCCCGGACCCCCAGCGCGCCGCGGACCCGGGCUCUGGGCAGCCCCCGCCCCUGCCCCAGGGCUUGGCGAGGAUUGGCGGCGCCCCGCGGACCCCAGGCCCCAGCGCGCGCGGGGGAUGGAGCCGCAGCCCGGCGGCGCCCGGAGCUGCCGGCGCGGGGCCCCCGGCGGCGCCUGCGAGCUGGGCUCGGCGGCCGAGGCGGCGCCCCUGAGCCUGGCUAUCCACAGCACGACCGGCACCCGCUACGACCUGUCGGUACCGCCCGACGAGACGGUGGAGGGGCUCCGCAGGCGGCUGUCCCAGCGCCUCAAAGUGCCCAAGGAGCGCCUGGCACUGCUCCACAAAGACACCCGGCUCAGUUCGGGGAAGCUGCAGGAGCUCGGCGUGGGUGAUGGCAGCAAGCUGACCUUGGUGCCCACUGUGGAAGCCGGCCUGAUGUCUCAGGCCUCACGGCCGGAGCAGUCUGUGAUGCAAGCCCUAGAGAGUUUGACUGAGACCCAGCCCCCAGCGGCGCCCGGGCCGGGCCGGGCUGGCGGAGGAGGCUUCCGGAAAUACAGAUUCAUUUUAUUUAAGCGUCCGUGGCACCGACAGGGACCCCAGAGCCCAGAGAGGGGCGGCGAGAGGCCCCAGGUCAGUGACUUCCUGUCGGGCCGAUCGCCAUUGACACUGGCGCUUCGAGUGGGUGACCACAUGAUGUUCGUCCAGCUGCAGCUAGCUGCCCAGCACGCCCCACUGCAACACCGCCAUGUGUUGGCCGCUGCAGCCGCCGCGGCUGCUGCUGCCCGAGGGGACCCCAGCAUAACUACCCCUGUGGCCUCUCCCUGCCGGCCAGUAUCCAGUGCCGCCCGCGUCCCUCCGGUGUCUAGCAGCCCGUCCCCCUCAUCCCCCUCCCCUGUCACAGCCGGCUCCUUCCGAUCCCACACAGCGUCCCCCACCUGCCCUGAGCAGAUGGACUGCUCCCCACCUGCCAGCAGCAGUGUCAGCCCUGGUGCCAACGCCUCGUCCACCCCAGGGGGCAGCCCAACCCCCCGCUCCCGAAAACCCGGUGCCGUCAUCGAGAGCUUUGUGAACCAUGCCCCAGGGGUCUUCUCAGGGACCUUCUCUGGCACGCUGCACCCCAACUGCCAGGACAGCAGCGGGCGGCCGAGGCGGGACAUUGGCACUAUCCUGCAGAUCCUCAAUGACCUCCUGAGCGCCACGAGGCACUACCAGGGCAUGCCCCCCUCGCUGACCCAGCUACGCUGCCAUGCCCAGUGCGCAGCGGCCCCUGACCUCGCCCCCAAAACUACCUCCUGCGAGAAGCUGGCGGCGCCCCCAGCCUCCCUGCUCCAGGGCCAGAGCCAGAUCCGCAUGUGCAAACCCCCGGGGGACCGUCUCCGGCAGACAGAAAAUCGUGCCACGCGCUGCAAGGUGGAACGUCUGCAGCUGCUGCUGCAGCAGAAAAGGCUCCGCAGAAAGGCCCGGCGCGACGCCCGGGGCCCAUACCACUGGCCACCCAGCCGCAAGGCCGGCCGCAGCGACAGCAGCAGCAGCGGGGGCAGCAGCAGCCCCAGCGAGGGUGCUGGCUUGGGCCUGGACUUCGAGGACUCCGUUUGGAAGCCAGAAGUCAACCCCGACAUCAAGUCUGAGUUUGUGGUGGCCUAGGAUCGGUUACCCUUGCCCCUCAAACCCCAGCCCAGGGCGGCGGGGGAUGCCAAGAGCCCCGAGCCCCGCCAGGAACAUGGGCCAGCUCUGGAGGGCAGGUGGCCACUCCCCCACCCCCAGCCAGAAGCCUUUCUUUGUUGUUGUUUUUUUAAAUUCUUAACCACGGUUUUCCAAACUCCCCACAGACUUGGCUUCCUACCUCCUUGUCCCCCCCCCCCACGCCCCUCCUCCCCUCACUUCACCCCAGCUCCUGGGCACCUCCUGGGCCCCCCCUGGUCUGUGCACGGGGUCCUCCCGCCCACCUUCCCCAGCUCCAAAUAUGUAGCAGUCCUUCCAGAUGGUUGAGAGCAGGAGACUGAGGAGACCGCCCCCACCCCCUUCCGCUCUGCUCCCCCCCACACCCGAUUCAGGUUUUAAGUCAAAAAUGUAGAUGCCUCAUGAAGCACUUUACAGACAGGGGAGGGGGCCGGGAACAGGAGGACCCAUCCCAUCCCCCACUGCAGACUUCUGGCCUCCACCCCAGGCCAGCAGGACCCCCUGGGCUGCAACAGCAAACUUGCCCACGGCCCUGCCAGUCCCUGCAGCCAAGUUGGGGACUGUUUUCUCUUCCACUUCUAGUCUGUUUUUUUGUUCUGGGCCUCUUUGUCCAUUUUCCUUUUUUUUUUUCUUCUUUAAAAAGGAAAGCAAAGCUGUUUCAGCGGAGAGGCUGGCUGGUGGGGGGCUGCCUUGGGUUUGGGUGGGGGGAUGUGGGACCCUUUCUUGCCAGGAAAGGAGGCUAGGGGGAUGGACCUCCCUCCACCCAGCCCUUGCCCAGCCACCACCACCACCACCGUGCUAUUUCCUCUGCCCCCGCCCCCGUUUUUUUCUGACCUCCUGCUUGUGCUUGGGGUAUUUAUAGACUAUUAAUUUUCUGACUGAGCCAAUAGUGGUUGGGAAUCUCUUCAAAAACUGGGAGAGAAUGGCUGGGGCUGGUGCGACGCCCCCCACCCCGACCCCGGCCUCCUUCCUAAGGGAUGUGGGGCCUCCCCUGCAGCCAGGGCGGGCAGGGGGUGCUGAGCUGUGAAUCCCCUGAGUAGGGGGCAACGCUGUGUAGCAUUAACCCCCUUGUGGGGGGUCCGCUGCUGGUCUAAUUUGGACCCUCCCCACUCAGUGCCCAUGCCCUGGGGGGGGGGUCUUUGGCCCAGGACAGAGGGACAUCAACCUGCUGGGGCCAUUUCAAUGGGGGUAGAGUUUUUAGGUUUUUUUCCCAUUCAUGUUUUAUUUUUUAAAUGAUUAUGGAGACGUUUGGGCCCUGCCCCACCCACCUGUCAGUCUUGUCCUGGCCCCGCCUGUUCCCCCCCCUUGUUCUUGUAGGUGAACCCCAAGUCCUCACGCCCGUUACGUGUUUAAAGUUAAUGGUUUCAGAUGUGAACAUCAUGUGUUAUAACUGUAGCUCUGUAAAUUUUUUUGUGGGGGGGUGGGGAGGGAGGGAUCCCAGAGGGUAGAAGUCCAGCAUUUGGUUUUUUUUUGUUUGUUUUUCCAAAAAAAAAAAAGAAAAGAAAAGAAAAAAAAUGAGAAAAAAGGGGCUGGUUUGUUUUUUUGGAGAACUGUCUGGGAUACCUAUUUAAAUGUGUGUUCUGUUUUGUUUUUUAACGAUUUUUAAAUUACGUCUGUGCCUCCGCGGGUGGAGGGUGGAGGCCCCAGGCGGGAACCGGCCGGCCCCCCUCUGCCCUAUUGGGUACCCCCAAGAAAGCAUUACCCGCCCUCGGGGGUCGGGCUGGGGGGGUCCCCGGCACCUCGCGUGAGUUUCCUGUAUGAAAACAAAAAUCGAAAAAGAAAAACCUACACAAGCACCGUGAUUUCAAGUAAUAAACAGAAAAUGAAACACAA
Molecule: messenger RNA, 3907 nt
Organism: Lemur catta (Ring-tailed lemur)
Lineage: Eukaryota; Metazoa; Chordata; Mammalia; Primates; Lemuridae
Gene: MIDN
Product: midnolin
Exons: 9
Coding region: 512-2038 (508 amino acids)
Cellular component (GO): nucleus
Molecular function (GO): protein binding
Source: RefSeq, a predicted model, not a curated record